UGCAGUAAUUGCUGGUUGUUUGAAUACAUUCAUCAUCAUAAUCGUCCGCCCGCCUGUAUGUGUUUGCCCACCGUGUAAUCGUCAGACCGUUGACGUCCUGUCGUCGUCGAUAUCGGUGUUUCGCUUGUUUUGAUUUGUUCUUUGCCGUCGUCACAGUCGUCGACCAACGCGCUUCCGAUCCGAUCGUUGGCCGCUAGGCUCGUAGUCAUUACGAUCGGUGUUUUUCAAUUCAUAAAACAAACAAAGUGAUGAUAACUGUAACUGGCGGAAAAAUAAAAUAGUGCGAAACAAAAAAUAAACAAAAAGUGACCAGUUCUGAUAGUGUUUGCUCCGCCGUGCUUUGCGCUUCGACUGCUUUUUAUUUUGUUUCACACAAUGUUCAACGCACGGUUCGUGGCGUAAAAAUAAAACAAUCAUUGCGCUGUGUUGUUUAUUAGUGGCUGGCUGGCAUGAAAUGCAACUACGAUACAUACACGCACACAUACCAGUGCAUAUGGUCGACCGUCAGCAACAACGCAGAAGCACGCGGAAAAGUUCUGACGCCGAGGCCUAUCGAAGAAGAUUGUGUGUGCUCAGCGUGUGAGCGCAGCCGUCGCGGUUCUUCCCUGUUGGUUGUUGAUAGAGCAGCCGAGUAGACCAGAACGCAGUCCGCAGUUGUGUCGUCGUUUGUGGGUGGAUGCCUGCUGCGAUCGCAAUAACAAAGUUGAUUCGCCACUGGUUAUUGUUUGGCGUGCAGGCGUUCCGGUACUAUUGUUUGCCAGCCUGAUCGUAGUGUGCUUCGUCGUGGGCGAUUUUAGUGUGUUUGUUUGACGCUCAUCCCUCGAUCGUGGCUUGUGUCUUAGUGAUUGCAAUUUGUUGUUCGAUCAACGGUGAUGACGAUCAUGAAAUGAUUGACUGCGAUCGUCACAAAUGAAUGAGGAUAAAUGAAGCUACCGGAAUUCUAUCGGGAGGAUUGACUCGCACAAAAGAACACAAAACAACACAAUGAAAUAACAAUCAGGGAAGGCAUAAAGUCAAAAGGUGAAAAGCGACUGAAAAGCAGGGAGAAGAAAAUCGAUCGCCCGCACGUUUGUACGUGUGUUCUUAUGUGUGUUGUUUUUGUUCCUCUUGGAGUGGCGGAGAUCGGAACAGCCGAUCAUCGAAGUGAAUUGAAUUAUCCAGUUUCCGACAGCCAGUCGGCAGACAAAACAUCUUGUUGUGCAAGGCCUCGUUCGGCCGCAGUGCAGUGAGUGAUAUCGAAGGUUUAAUCCAGGCUGCAGAGGCGCCGUCGACCUCAAGUACAUAAUUAUUGUGAUUAGAUGUGUCUUAUUAAAUCAGUGUAAUUUCCAGCUGCAACUGAGUGAGUUAAGUAUCGUAAGCGUAUAUGAGCGUGUGUGUUCGGGUGCCUGGGGCAGUCGCCUUUGUGAGCCGAUUACUAUCAUUUUCCGAACGGUGGGUAGCCGCGUGAUCUCCAGCUGAAAGCUCCCCGAAACGAUCAGCUAUUAGCUACAAAAUGGAUAUCGAAUCGGAUGGAUCUGAACGAUGGGAGGAUUUUUUCGGUAGCAGCACCGAUUUAGCACCCUCGCUGUUAGGCUAUUACGAUUCGUUGGCCACCAAGGUAGGUGCCGAUCAGACGUCCACCGGAAGCAGUCCCAUUAAGUCGAAGGCUUCCGGCGAAACCCUAUCCACCAGCAACCACAGUCUGAAUGCAAACUCGUCAUCGUCAUCGUCGAGCAGUUCCACCGUCGUCGUCAGCAGCAGCAGCAGUUGCACUUCCUCCACGACAAUCAACCAGCAAAGAGUUCAGUUCAGCCAGGAACUCACUCAACAAACCGGUGAAAAACCGUUCCAAUCGAACGUACUAAAGUUCAAAACCGUUGGACUGCUCAGGCCAACCCGGCCGGCCCCGCACAUACCCAAACACGGGGACAAAUUUCGAAACCUUUCGUUAAACGUACAGAGAAUACUCUCGAAUACUGAAACGGCCAUAGAACCCAACCAACCGGAAGCCACGAAUCAAACGAGGCUACCACCGACGACUACCUUCCACCGCAAUCACCGUCAGUCGGCAUCCUUCUGUACUAGUCGAUCGAUCUCGUCCACCACCACCACCACCACCACGUCGACAAGGCACGUUGCCUUCAAGAACCUCCCGCUGUCGAAAAACAUCACCAAAAUCACUCAAGCUUCGGAGUUGAUCGAUCACUUCAGCACAAAGCCCGAACGCCGUGACACCAACGGCAACUGUGAUACGGCACUGCCCCUAGCGGAGGAUGUUCCCAAGCUGAGCCUAAUCCAACAGCGAAUCAAAUCCCUCACAUCCGCCCUGGUCGGCGAUCUGGAACCGACGGUACCUCCAGACCAGGAGGAACCAGUUCUACGAAAUCCAGAAAAAUCGAUGGAACCACCCGGCGGCGAUCGCAAUGCAUUUAUCGAAAACUGCGAAGAGUCCGAACAGCGGCACACCAUCGUAGAAGCGCGUAAUCCGUUCGUCAGUCUGGUGGUCACUGAGCCUGCACCGAGAGACAGCGAACCAGCGGAAUCCGAGGAUCGUCGCAAACUUGCGCACGCCCGGGAGCAACUACAGCUUAAUUCGUCGCGAACUUUACCCGAAUCACCGCAGUUGCCCCGAUCCAGCGGCAGCAGCGUAACGUCCGCUUCAACACCGAGCCUCGAUACGGCCAGUUCGGCUUCGCUGUCCUCGAGCAAGGCUUCACUAACGCAAACACCGGGGACGCCCGUUCUCAGCACCCGCCCCCUGUCGGCAUCGUCGAUCUGCUCCUACUCGUCGAGCAGCAGUUCCGGUUCCGACACUCUACUUCUAGUCAGCGGCAAGUGCUGCGGUGGCGCUCCCUCCUAUCAGGCCAGCGUCGAAAGCCUAGCCGAUCAGAGCGAAUGCGAGCAGAACGGCACCUCCGGCAGUGGUCUGACGAUGUGCGAACGGGCGGUGAUGGAAAUAAUCGACUCCGAGCGGAGCUACGUCGAAGAUUUGGGCCAGAUCAUCAAGGGCUACCUGCAAGACUGGAAGGAACGAGCCUGUCUCAAGGUAGACGAGCUCGACAUUCUGUUCAGCAACAUUCAGGAAAUUUGGGAGUUCAACAGUCGACUGCUCUCGCGACUGGACGAAACCAAAGGCGAUCCGGUCAAAAUUUCCGGCUGUUUCAUCGAUCUCCACGAGAAUUUUGACUGCUACACCACAUACUGCACCCGCUACCCGGAGGCGAUCGCCCUGCUGACCAGUCUACUACAGGCCACCCACACCAACGCCCUGCUCAUCCACACCCAGAAGAUGCUGAACCACACGCUCCCGCUGGGAUCCUACUUGCUGAAGCCGGUACAGCGGAUAUUGAAGUACCAUCUGCUGCUCGAUAACCUGCGGAAGCACUGCGACGAUAAGCAGGUCGCCCAUGCGCACGAGCUGAUGAAGAAUGUUGCCCACAAUAUCGAUCAGGUGAAGAGAAAAUUGGAACAGCAGUCGCGUGUCAAGGAACUGGCCGGCAUCCUGGACGGAUGGUUGGGACCCGAUCUGUCCGUACUCGGUGAACUGCGCCAGGAGGGGCUGCUGAGCGAGCAGGCCAAACCGCGGAUCGUGCUACUGUUCGAAACGAUGCUCAUCAUCACCAAGCCGAAGGAGGACAAGCGGUUGCAGUUUCGUGCAUACAUUCCGUGCAAGAACCUCAUGCUGGUGGAGCAUCUGCCGGGCGAACCGACCAGCUUCAAUGUGAUCCCGUACAACGACCCGAAGGGUCAGAUCCGGCUGACGGCACGCACCCGCGAUCAGAAGCGCCUCUGGACGCAGCAGAUCAAACAGGCCAUGCUCGAGCAUUUCGACAUUCCGAAGCGGGCCCGUGAGUUGGUGCUGCAGCUGGGCGAUGAAGACGAUCGCGCAACGGAUAAAAACGCCAGCUGGAAGUGGCCAUCGCACCAUCCCUCGACGCCGGACUACCUGGAGCGACGGCAACAGUUCCGCCGGAGCGAAAUGCGAAUGCGUUCGAAGAAAAUGCGCAAGAAUACGGCCAGCAGCAUAUCGUUGGACGGCAUUUCGCCGAAGGAUAUCCGUCAGCCGACUUUCCAGUCGUACUCAAAGCCGCUGGAGCAGAAGGAAAAAUCCGAUGGUGAAGAGGAGAAGAGCAAAACCGGUGACUGUAAGUGCGAUGCGGUGAAGAAGGAACUCGAGCAUAAGCAGCUAAAGGGUAGCAGCAGGAGUCGCUCGGAAAGCAGGUCGGCUGGAGAGGAGAAACAGAAAGCGGCGGUCAAGUUAAGCGACGAGGAGGCUUUCGCCAAAGCAAUGCAGGAACGGAACCGCUUCGCCACGCAAGGCCGUAAGAAGUCGAAAGAAAGCUUCGUCGAUGUCAAAUCGUACAAUUCGACCACCAUUCCGAAGCGAAUAGUAAACAUCCGGAAGAGUAGGUCGAAGACGUUGACUGGGAACUCGAAGUUUUACACGGAUCUGGAUUUCGGGGAGGGUAGCGAUGAUACUACCGUGUUGAAAAUUACCGAGUCGACAGACAAUUUGAGUUUGGAUAAUGAGAACUCACCGGGCGGGAAGGGUAAGGAGGAAACGGCGGAUGGAGAGGAGGCUUGUCGAAAGGAUUCCGAAAUUAUUUCGCAAUUGAUAUUGGAGAAAAACGAAUUCAGGAAAAUGAGUCGACCUCCUAAGAAGAAGUCGUUCGAUUCGGUGCGAUCUCUGUCCUGUCCAAGCCAGGAUGAGGACGGAGAAGUUGAGAGCAAGAAAGAGAAGCCAGUUCCAAAGCCCCCAUCUACGGAGCCACCAAAAGAGGACGAGGAGGAACAGGAGGAGGAGGAUGAAUUCCGAAAAGUUGCUGAGCUAAACCGAAAGUCGGAGGAUCUGCUGAAUCGAUUGCUGGAAAUUCAGAAUGAUCUACCGUCGCCGGAACCAAUCUACGAAUCGCUGCUGCGAAACGUCCACGUACCGUACAAAUAUGCCCCACCGCUGACGCGUUCAAUUUCCCAACAGUACGGCAAAGCGCUGGAAACCCUAAAAGCAAAUGCUUCUGCCAAGAAGUCCCGUCCGGAAUCGGACUACGUAACGCUCGCCUAUUCGGAGGGCGGACUGGUCGAUAUAGAGGGACAUUCCGUCGAAUCGAAAUCGACCGUAGCGCAGCUACGCAACAGUGACACCAACAUCAACUACCACUACCCUUGGCGAAAGGAGGAAGAUACCGGACCGGUGCAGGACACUCGUUCGGAAAUUGUGACCCUAACCUGCGGCGACCCUGGAGAUCCGCUGAAACCGCUCGAGCGACAGGGAAGUCUCAGCAUCAAAUCACCAAAGAACUUGCUCCAAAGAUUUAUCAGCCUACAUUCGUCGCCGUCGAGCGGAAGCUGCGAUAGCAAUCUACAUCAGCGGAAGAUCUCCUGUCCGGAGCCGGAUUCGGUGCCAAUCUACAAGCAGGGUAGUCUCGAUCUGGGAUCUCGUAUAGCCAAUCUGGACUACGCUGAUCCGCGUUCCCUGUUCUCCCCGGGAGCCACCAACCAGCAACCGAAUAUUUUUGUUAAUCGGGCGUCGAUCCGAGCGGAUUCCGCCGACCCGGAGCAGCGAGACUCGAUCUUUUCCCUCAAUUCUUCGAGUGACAGCGUGUGCGGUGGAACCCGCAACGAACAGGACGACGAAUGCUGUGGUUUCUAUGAGAAAUGCGUUGAGGAAUGUCUGGAGAAUGACGACUUCCGUGAUUCGGCUGUCUACAGUGGGGACGACAACGAUCGUCGACCGGAUGGAUUCGAGGAACAUGUCAUCUACGAGUCGAUCAGCGAAAUCGGUCAAUGCCAGCUGCUGAAGCUUCCUCCGUCAUCCACGCAGGUAGCCCGUUCGUCCUCUUCUGCUUCGAGUAGCUCUUCGGGAGCACCUCCGGUGCCCAUUAAACCGGCUCACCUCGAGCAGCGUAAGGCCAUACAAAUCGCUUUAAAAUCAACCACGGCUUCAGCGCCAUCUGCGGCGAAAGAACUACCCCCGGGUGGGCCAACCCCCAAGGGGUGGGUCCUCCAGCAGGUGAAAAGAUUUCAGUAGACGAGGAGACUGAUUCGAAAGUGCCUUAUAGUAUUGGGAUUUUAACUUCAUCAGUUUUUUUUAACCAAAACACAGAACUACUAAAGUUUCCUUGUUUUUUUUUGUGCGUGCGUUUUACAUGUUUUAAUGAUAAAACUCCGAGCGUUCAGCAACAGCAAAAGCAGCGGCAAUGCGGUGAGACGCCAGUCGCAAUCGCUGGCGUCUCUUGUAAAGAAAUGUUUUAACCCACAAAUUGUAUUUAUUCGUCGUGUAAUAGUUCUAUUUUUAUUUAUACCGGUUAAUCGUGCCUUAGUUUAAUUUACUAACAUCAAUUACUAGCGUGUAAGGCUCAAAGCAAAGUUUUAUUUUAGCAAUUUACGAUGCAUUUCCGUAUCAUCAGUAGAAAGUAUGCGAAGAACGAGCAAAGAUAUGCCAUAUUACAUCCUCGUAACCUGCCACUAGUGACAAACCAUUAGAUUUCGUUUCCGAUUCCGUAUAAACUGGUUCGCGUUAUAAGCAAAUAUUCUACUUUACUGGUUUCAUCUAGCUACAAAUUUUAGCCGUCUGUUAAAUAUAAUGAAAAAAAAAAUGUU
Sabethes cyaneus is the source of this 6579-nucleotide messenger RNA. RefSeq lists its product as uncharacterized. Gene Ontology annotation, molecular function: guanyl-nucleotide exchange factor activity. The transcript is spliced from 7 exons. Lineage: Eukaryota; Metazoa; Arthropoda; Insecta; Diptera; Culicidae. Bases 1493 to 6007 code for a protein of 1504 amino acids. The record is from RefSeq and is a predicted model, not a curated record.